Molecule: messenger RNA, 693 nt
Organism: Rangifer tarandus platyrhynchus (Svalbard reindeer)
Lineage: Eukaryota; Metazoa; Chordata; Mammalia; Artiodactyla; Cervidae
Source: the annotation of a GenBank genome assembly
AUGGUGUCGAAACCCACCCGGCAGGUGCGGAAAGGCUCCCUUCCUUUUGCGCCCUCUCUGCCCUCUUCCCAGCAGCUCCGGAGAGGCAGCGCCCAGCAGGCGUCUCUGCACUCGGUAGGCGACCCGCUGCCCGAGCACUCCCCGUCUUUCCCACGAAGGGAAGAAGUCGCUGUAGGAGGCGGGCCAGUCUCCGCCAGCUCCCUGAUUGUUUUCCCCAGUACCGGGGCGGGGAAGGCUUUUAAAACAAAACACAAAACAGGAUCUCAGGCUCGGGCGCUGGCCGAGGGAGCCGGAAAGCGGCUGGGUUUGGAGGCGGCGCCCCCUACACCCCACGGCGGCCCGGGGGUGGCACCUGAACGCCUGCAGGUCUGGCUGCAGGACUGGGGCCGCCGCGCGCGGCGAGGUCCUGGUGCCCUCUGGCGGGGUCCGCGGAGGAGCCCGCACCGCGUGGGGCUGGGCGACGUUUCGCAGGCCAGUGGGAUGUGCCCUGGGGCCUUCACCUGUGGCUCCGGUUACGAGCGCAUAGGCUCGGCCACUUCUGACCUUCAGGCUCAAAACUGUCGAUGGUGUGCUUCUCCGAGUCGAAAUAAACAGACACGUAAGACACCUCCCGCGGUAGUUCUGAGGGCUGCCAAGUGUGAGACAAGCGGGCCUGGGUCCCAAGACUUCCGUUGUGCGGAUUUAGCUAUUUAG